Molecule: messenger RNA, 9276 nt
Organism: Osmia bicornis bicornis
Lineage: Eukaryota; Metazoa; Arthropoda; Insecta; Hymenoptera; Megachilidae
Product: lateral signaling target protein 2 homolog
Exons: 6
Coding region: 290-4030 (1246 amino acids)
Cellular component (GO): early endosome membrane
Molecular function (GO): metal ion binding
Source: RefSeq, a predicted model, not a curated record
AGCUGCGCCUUUGCGAUCUGUGCUCGUCAGUCAGUCUUGCGGACGCGCGAUUCACGUUUAGUGCGCAGUUUUGGUUGUGUGAACCGACCGAAAUCGUCGACGGUCGUAUGUUUAAUCGUGAUAUUUGACGGAAGAAGUUCAUCUCGUAUGCGGUCGACUGGUGUCUCGUGGUGUGACGCUUUCUGCUAAGGUCGUGGUGGCAAGUUUCGCUAUGUCGCAAGUACUUUGGUCGCAAGAGGCACAGUGACGACUCGCCCGUGAGACUGCCGACAUCCUCGACAGCCCUGUGAUGGAGUCUAUCAGAAAAUGGUUCUACAGGCCUAAGAGGGACGACACGAGUCUGCUGGCUCAGUUUUUCUACGCGGACGAAUCGUUGAACGCGGUCGCGUGCGAAUUGGAUUCGUUCGAUGGUCGCCAGGAGCCAGAGAGAUGCACCACGUUGGUGAAUCAGCUGCGACAUUGCCAGGACAAGGUGUUGACGAUAUGCAGCCAGAUAAUGGACGAGCUGAUACCCGAGAGCAGAGCGAACCGAGACUUCAGAGUGAAGUUUCCCGAUGACGUGAUGCAGGAGAAUCUGGCAGGACAGCUGUGGUUCGGUGCGGAAUGCCUCGCUGCUGGAUCUUCCAUCAUGAACAGGGAAGCUGAAAGUUCAGCGAUGAGACCACUUGCCAAGGCUUUAACAAAGUCGUUGGAUAUUGUCAGGAAUUUGCUCAGGGAACACGCGUUGAAAGGUCAUAUGAAUCUGAAGUAUCUCUUUCAGACGCAGAACCCGUUGGAUCCGUCUCUGGAGAAGCUUAUCGAGUCGUUGAAGAUCUUCGAUCGUCUGUUCGCCGAUUUCGAGCUGUGCUACGUGGGCGCCAUGGUACCGGUCAAGUCGACGAAGGAGUACGAGCAACAGGAGCUCGUGUGCGUUUUAUUUUCGGAGACGUUGCAGAGAGCACUAGAGCGUGGUUUGCUCAGCCAGGCCGAUGUGGACAAUUACGAGCCGGCCCUGAUGUUUACCAUUCCGCGUUUGGCGAUCGUUUCUGGCCUCUUGGCUCCGCCCGGAGGACCAUUGUGCCUCAAUUCUCCGGAUAACAUCAGCGAAAUGUUUAGACCUUUUAGGACGCUUCUGUUAAAAAUAAGAGAGCUUCUCUGGACGUUGAACAACCGCGAACUGUACAUGUUGGAGAAGCUAUUGUGCUCGAACGAGGAACCAUCGGCUGCUCCUCUAACGCAGUCGUCCAAGUCCGCGUGUCAGGACAUCCCAGACCUCGAGGAGUUCGUUCACAAUUUUUAUACCGGUUACCCGAACUGCAAAGACUUCAUCGUAGAUUUUUACACAGUGACGAGGAACACCGGGAACAACAUGGACGAGGUGGCGAACGAUGUUGUUCGAACGUUGGACGAGGAGAACGAACGUUUGACGGGGAGGAACAGCGAUCAGGAUAGCGAGAACAAGGGUGGUGGUAGCAUAGAAAUCGGGCCUAAUCGGUUAAAUAUAUCCACGGACGUGUUCGAGGAGAUUGUUGUGUGUAACGGUGGUGGCGUGAGGACAUCCAGUGAACGGGACAGUGUUCGCGACCAAGUACAGUAUCACGCGAGGAAAGGGUGUAGUAGUACCAACAACGGUAGACAAUUGUCCUGCGACGAGGAUAGUCCUCGUUCGAGAAUAAUCGAGGCGACGGCUAGUCCAGUUUCUCUGAUGGAUCAGAACAACGCGAGCCAGAUACUCGUAGCUGAGAGCAGUAUUUCUAGUAUUUCUAGUAUUUCUAGCGCGAACGAGAAUAGGCGCGGUGACCAACUGCACAAACAGCAAGAGGAAUUCAUCAGAGAUUCCUCCGAUAUAUCAGAGAUUCUCAGUAGUUCCGAGAACAUAGAGAUACCUCAGACGCAGUACCUGCUGAACCAGGUCUCGCACGAAAAUAACGUGACAGUCGAGACCGUUCAUAUUCAGAACUCUCUGCCGGAUCUCGACUCGAAGAAGCUCAUCUCCGAGGCGAAUAAGACGUUAUCGAACCUUUUACUGGACGGCGAGUGUCAGAAUGAAAUCUCGGAGCAAACUGAUUCAGGUAUCUGCACGGUUAUUUCUUCAGAGAACACCAGCCUCUAUGAUAAGAGUCCUGAAGAGAAGAAAACGUUCGCUAAUGAGAUACAACAGGACGAACAGGUAUUGGAUGACGACGAUACGCAAGAGAACACCAGCUACUCUUGCUCGAAUUUAAAUUCUCCUAAGCGAAAGAAUUCUACAAUGUCAGAGAAUUCUUGUGUUUGCAGUCUGAGGAACGUGAAGACGGUACCCUGUUUGGAUCACACGAUAGAGGUGCAGAAUCUGCACGCGGCCAAUACCGAAGCCGCGAAGAAUAUUCCAAGAAUAUCAGCCAAUUUCGAUGGGACGAACGAGGAGUUCGUAGGGGUUGCGUACGGCAACGGGCAGAUAUCCGUCUGCGAUUCGAAUCAGUCUAGCUUUCAGAUCAAUUACUCGGAGAACUGGGAGAAUCUGAACCUGAGCAUCGACGCGUCGUCCACGUCUAGAAGGGAAUUCUGGAGUGAUUUGAAAUGCGAGAAUUGUCCCUCCACGUCGCAGAAUAUAGACAAGGUCGGGACGAAGAUCGAGCAGUAUGCACAGGAUAAGGUAAUCUGUAGGAAGGCGAGAGACGAGAGGCAGAAGCGACGACACCAACGCAAGCACGAGAGGAACAGCCAGAAGGUGGUUCACCAGGUGAACAGAAUGCAGAACUUUCAGAAUGUAAAAACAUCGGCUAGUACAGAGAGUUCUAGAUCAAACUCGACGGAUCGCUGCUUGAAUCCCAGGCUGAUCAGCUACGGAGCAAGUUUGCAUCCCAGUCAAAACACCAGACAGAUGCCGAAUUUUGGUAGUCACAGUCCUCGUGCUAGCCCUAGGUUGCAACACUUUGAAACCCGCUGCACAGCGAGUCAGAGACACUGCAGCAUCGCGUCCAGAGCUCAGAGGAACCUCUCUCCCCAGAACAGGAAGCUUCUGGAUCAUAGAAGAUCCAGAUCCGAGCAGAUGAACAGAAUAAAGAGAAGAGACCUGGAGAAAAGGGACAAGUACGAGCGCGCGAAUCCUCGAGCGGAACAGACCAAGAGGAAAUUGGCCAGUAGAAGUCCUAGCGAACUGAUGAACGAUGGCUUGGGACCAAGAACGGAUAAAAGUGGUCUAGCGAACGAGCCGGUAUCAUCUCCCACGGCGACGCAGAGCUUCUCGUACGGGACGCAAAAAGACAAUAACACGCAACGAGCCACGCGAGCGGUAAGACUGGUGAAUGCGUCUACGGUUCAAGGAACACAAUCCUCUGUUCUCCAGAAGACUCCCGAACUAGGCUCCAGUUCCAGUUGUUCGAGUUGCUGCGACUCGAGCUCAGAGACCAGCGAGUUCCAGAGCGAGUGCCAGGACGACGAGGAGAUCGCCUUGGCGAUGCAGGCCGCUGAGAUUGCGAACAGAAAUCAGAUCCGGGCGAAAUUUCGAUCAUCAGAGGAUCUCGUGCACCGAUUAUUUGUGUGCAUAGCUGGGGUAGCAGAUCAAUUGCAAACAAAUUUCGCGUCGGAUUUGCGAAAUAUUUUGAAAUGCGUCUUCCUGAUGAAUAGUAGUCAAACCGUGGAAGAUGGCGAAACAAAGGACGAAGGUUUAACAUCGGAGAAUCAGUUGGGUAACUUGUUGAACGAUACUAAUCACGACCGACAGGAUUCGUUGCAAGAGUACGAGGAUGAUUUGGAAGAGACCACUACAGCUAAUGACCAAAAUACAACUACUCCAGUGACCGAACGAGGCGAAGAGUGCGUAGAAAGAGCUCCAGCUUGGAUUCCCGACAACGAUGCACCCAGGUGCAUGGCCUGUCAGGCUGGCUUUACCGUCGUUCGACGUAGACACCAUUGCAGAAAUUGUGGCAAGGUGUUCUGCGGUCGUUGUAGCAGCAACAACGUUCCCCUGCCACGAUACGGGCACAUGAAACCCGUACGAGUGUGCAACAGGUGUUUUCUGUAUCAAGUGACACCGUUUACGGUAUCUCAAGUGACGCCAGCGAGCUGAACUUUACCUGAACAAGGUAUACAUAUAGAUUAGGGAAUCGUUCUGUUCCAUUCGUCUCUAUGAUGUUCUUAUCGAAAUUUAACCGCCAUUAAGUAUGGUGUGUAUCGUUCGUUCGUUCGUUCGUUCGUUCGUUUUUUCCUCUGAUUAGGGAUUCGACGUUUCGAGCUUUCUCUCUUUAGAUACCUGGACGUAAACGUACAGGGUGUUAAAGUAAUAGUUAUUUCCUUUCUUAACACCUUGUACAAAUUGUGGUUGGAAUUUGUGGUUGAAUAGAAAAUGGACGAUGAAUUCCUUGUGUGAAUGUUAAUAAAAUUUUGUAAUACGAGCCUUCGUUUUUGAACGAAUGUUAGUCUUGAAAAUUCGUUGCGUACCUGUGUAGGUAGGUUGAGGUCUGUUGUAUGAUAAGGAUGAUUUAUUGUAUUUCGUGGUUUUUACUCGCUGAUAGGUUUAGGAAAAUAGUGAAAGAGUUUAGCAAAGUUCGUUUGUUUCGUUAAUCCUUUCGCUAUGGCAAUGUUCAGAAAUUUACUCGAGAUAAUAAAAUACAUUUUUAAGAUAACAUUUGUGAAAUUCUCUGUAUUAUUUUCCACCCUGAAGCAUUUGCAGUACCGUACAAUGGUUCAAGUCAAAUAUUUCUUUUAAUAUCCAUCCUAUUGUUUAUAAAAUCAUAAAUGAAAAUUGAGUGUACUCGACGAAUUUUCAAUACUGUUUUUUCUUUUUUUUUCUUCAAAAACGAAGCUACGUACAAGAACAUUGUGUUUCAAAAUUUCGCACAAGGAGUCACUAUAUGUUUCUGGUUAUUCUACAAAUUUUCCCUUAGCUUGUAUUAUACAUAUAAUUAUACCUAUUAAAGUGGUAUGAGUACGUUUUUUCAUUUUCGUUAGAAUCACAAUUGAAAUAACUGGGAUACUUUUUCAUUAUCUUGAAAUUUUCAAAUAAUUUAAUUUCAUUUUUUGAAUAAUUACAAAAGAAUUUUGUUUUAUAAUCUUAUUAACAAAUCAAUACCAGAUAUUUCACAGAAGCUAAAUCAGAAAAGAGAAAAAUGGAAGUCGAAACAAUGUCGACAUUACCCAAGAUUGCUGUUUGCGUUAUUUGUAUAAUUAAAUAAACUUAAAACUCGUGAAUUUAAGAGAGAUAUAUAUAUAUAUAUAUAUAUCGCUAAUAUUUUUACACGUCGUGAUCGAACGUUUUUAACGGAGCUAAUAUCCAAAAGCAGUUGUACCAUAGCUUGCGUAGGUGAUAAGAUUUCAAAAAAAAAAAAAAAGAAAGAAAGAAGACGGACAAACGUUAUCAUUUAUUUUUCUCCUUUAGGACUCGAACCUUUAAAUUAGUUUAUUAAGAAGAAUUCUGUAAUGAUUAUAGUUUUUUUUCAUUUAGUGUAUGCAAUUAGGCACGAUUGUUUUCUUUUUUUAAUUACCUUCGUCUAUGUUCCGUAUGUGUAUCUUUAUCUUUCGUUAUUAGGAAUGUUUCUUUAAUCCUUCGUGGACAAAAUUAUGUUAAGCCGCAACAAUUGAAAGACGAUUUCAAUGCACAAAACUAGUGCAAAUAUUGUUCCAUAAAAACAUUUUUAUUUUCUCUCAUUUAAUUGACACAUGCAUUAUCAUUUUUGUUACAUUUAUAUUGGAUCGUUUUAAGGACUUUUGUGUUCAAUGUGUACAGCGUCGAGAAAGAGAGAUAUUUAUAAUUUAGAGAGGAGGAAAAAUUGUAGAAAUAAAUUUCUGUUGUAUAUCCAUCGUGUAAAAUAUUCAUGUUUUUAUAUCUAUAUAUACAUACAUACAUACGUAUUCUUGAUAAGUAAAUAGUUUAUUUAAGAGAAUAUAAGAAUGUUAUGAAAUUUCUGUUUAUCAUUGAUUUCUUCUCACGAAUUACUUUCAAUGUAACAUUCCUCUCGAAUUACUAAUAAUAACAACGUGAAUGUCAAUUUAAAUAUGUAUCUGAUUAGAUGGAGAACCGAAUUGUCCAUCGCAUAAAUCUAGAAAAAAAUAGCUCGUUGAUUUCUUUAAUCGUGAAACGCAAGAUUCUUAAUUAAGCUAAUUAAAAGUUUUAUAGAACGCUAUUCUCAGAAAAGAUCUAUGGUGGACCGAGAAAUAAUCCUUUACAUCCUCGCCAUAUAUUUCGGUUUCGUUUUCUUGUUAGAGACGCGAACAUGACCGAAAUCGUUCAGGGGCUCGACGAAAGCUUAGAACGCAAUUUUCAGCAAAUUUCGCGAUAGAAAUUUAUGUAGUUAUAUAAUUUGAUAACGGCAUUCGCUAAUUGCUUCUCUGUGCCAAACUCAUGCGACAAUAAGUUUGCUGGUCGUUAACGUAGCCUGAAAUUUUGGAGAAAGUAAUUGAAAGAAAAGAUGGAAAUUGCUGAGUGAGUCGUCACAGUUUGUACGCGCAUUUCGAGUAAAAAGACUGCUUUUGAUCGUAGCUCAUUCUCGUAGCUGUAGCUGUAGAUGUACGAAGAAUUGAGCUGUUCUUUUUCGUUCGAUAUACAUACAUACAUACAUACAUACAUACAUAUAAACAAGGAAAGAAUUUUAAAACGAGACUCAGGAUUCUAAUUAAUCAACUGUAUUCCGUAUACUUUCAUUGUCAAUGUAUGUACAAAAGUGUAAAUGUUUCAGUAAAAUAUCUUUGUGGGAGAAUAGCUCUCCAGCUUGUUCGACUGUAUUAGAGUUAAUACUGUAACACGAUGCAACGAAAACAACAAUUUCACGGGGUAGUCAUUGGAUUUGAUUGAGUUUACUCAUAUAGAGAUAUAUGAGAAGCAAUUACUGCCAAGAUUAAUAAUUAACGCGUUGAUUGCCUUCAGGACUAUUAAUGAUCGAAAUAUUUAAUCGAAUCGAAUCGAAUCGAAUCGAAUCGAAUCGAAAACAAAUUUAAAAUAGUAGGUGAUUGCAGAGUUAUUGCAGACUCAACUAUAAACAUUAAAUAUUUUUAAAAAAGAUUAAUCAGAGAAUUGUGUUUGUAAGUAAAAACUAGAUUAUUUAACAAAAUAAAAUUUCAACUUCACCGACAAGUUAGCAAAGAGUUUGAAAAGAGGCUACGCUAAUUCGAGUACAAAACUAAACAGUGAAUAGAUAGACAAUUAAGUAUUCAAACAACGACUGUAUACCAUUACACUUUCCACGAAUUCAGUGAUUACCCUUGCUCGAGUUCAAUUAAAAGUAUGAAAAUUAUAAUAGCUUCUAAAAUUACACUUUCCAUGUUGGCUGAUCACAGAUCUACAAGUUCGUUCGAAUUCCCCGAAAAUAUUCAUUUGAUUAUCAUAAAAAAAUUUCGAUUUCGUUCAAUUGAACGAUAUUGAUUCUCUAACACGUUAGCUGCCGUCUGGUCAUCGGUGAUUCCUAUCAUCAAUAAUAUAAUUGAAAGCAAAGAAAGUAGCAAAUGGAAAAUUUGAAACAGCUGUGUAUUUUGGAUAAUCUUAACAUAUUAUAUAUUAAAUAUGGUGGUUUUCAUUGUGAAGGUAGUCAAUAAAUUGUUAAAGAUAUUAUACCAUCUAAUGCUUCCAUUUGCUUACUUGGAAUUAUUCUAACGAAUUCUCUAAUUAUAUACAUAUGAAUAUAUGAAAUUUGUAAGUGGCAAUGGAGGGUGUUAACACGUUGCCGAUCCGAAUUUAAUUUGGCCGAAUAAUUAAGAAAUGACAAAUUGAUAGAAUUGAGAAAUUAAAUAGAGGAGGUGGUAGAAUCACAUAGAAUGCUCAUUUUAUUUUUCAUUUACAAGGUAUUGAAAAUACAUACAACUUUCCUCGUUUCUUAAUUAUUUCACCGAAUUAAAUUUGUAACAUCGAUGAUGUACGAUGUAAUCAAUGUAUUAAUCCUGUCAAAGGAUAAAAACAAAGUGUUAACAUAAAAUUUUGUAGCCACAACAGGCAUUCUAUGACUAAUAAUCCAAAGAUCAUUCAUUAUAAAAGAAGGCAGAAGUUGUUGUACUGAUAAAAAUUAAUGAAUUAUACCUCUCAACGUCUCUAGCUUAUAAUUAACUAAAGUUAAUGAAAACUUGUAUACUGGAUUUGUGUUGCGUGUAAGAGUGAUGUUGAAAUGAUGUAAAUCUAUUUAAGAGAUACGUGGACGAUAAGGAAUUCUUUGAGAAGAAAGAAUUAUUUUUUACGCGUAUUUUCGUGCUUUUGCGUGGAUAAGCUUUCGAUUCUUCGCACUCGUAUCUAGAAAUAUUGGUAAGUUUCAAAGAGGGAGAGAAGGAUGAUGACUAUUUGACAGUAGUCUAAAUUAGAGCCAUUAGCAAGUCGAAUUAAAUAGACUGUAGAAGAUUAAUUGUUUAUUCUAUUCAUUAAUAAGGUAUCAAAGGAAGAUGUAUAUUCGAAAAAUCGUGCGAAGGGUCGAUACAGCUAUCUCUACAGAGCCUUUUUCUCCCUUUUACCGCGGAUAUUGUAACUAAGCCAGCCUAUAACGAAAAAGAAGAAGAACGAGAGAAAGAAGAGUAUCUAAGAAUUAUUUUUAUAUUAUUUGAAAUCCUAGGUGUAUACAUAUGUGUCCGUAUAGGUGUCUCGUUCUCGUGUUCGACUUGAAUUUCAGGAUGAUCUAUGUUUUCGUAUCGAAGAAUUUUUCUUUCAGCAUCUUGCCACCUUUUCCCUGCCAAACGGUACUUUAAUUCUCUGUGAAUCAUUUUUUAUAAAUAGCCCAAAUUAAAUUCGAAAAAUUUUGCGAAUUGUUAAAAAUCGAUAUUAUUGUAUAAUUAACUAUCUAAUUUUUAGAUUAAAACUAAAAUUAAUUAUUCUGCUUGAGAGCGAUGACGCACCACCUGCGUCCUCUGAAAAUAAGAUGGCAUAUAGAAAAAUUGAAUAACAAAUGAACUGUUUUAAGAAAUGUAUAAAAUUUAAUUAGAAAAAAAAAGAAUUCAAGUUGAUCAUGAUCGCACCAGGAAGUUUGCGAUUAGUGUGCAUGCGAGUAACAGAAUGGAAGUGUCAUGGUUUUGGUAAUGAAAAAAUUAAGAUACGAAUGUAAAUAAAGAUUUUCAAGGUUAUUCAAGGUGUUUACGAGAUGUUGUUGUUUAAUGCCGAUGCAUAGGCCUCUUUAUUCCGUAAUGCGAACGACUGCAGAUAUUGUAAGAUAGAGCUUAAGAGACAAGCUUAGCGGGAAAAAUUAAUAUAUUAUAUAUACACGCAUACAUAACGAAUAAGUGUUACGAUGUAAAACGUUAAACGUUAAAACAGGGUGGACCAGUAAUCACUAGCAUUUCAAUUAUUUUCGGAAUUGUAAGAGACAGAUGAAGAAUUGUGAAAUAAAAGUUAACUCUGUGCAGAUGAAA